AAGAGACAUUUAAAGCCUGAGCACGGGCCGACGCUCAAGCGAGACUCACCUUAGCAACUACAGUGCACUCUGGACUAAAACUUUAUUUCUUCCACAUUUGGCGGACACUUUUUUUAUACAGCGUUCAUUCUCUUGUGUUUCUACCUCCGUCAAUUUUAGCUUUAACUGUCAAUGUUGCAGUCCUAUUCCGAAUUCCGGAUCCAUAAACUUUCUUAAAAUAUUGGAAAGGAAACGAAAUUGAAACGGAAUGUGCGAACAAUCUACUCAAAAUGAAAUUAACCAAAGUUAUUGUUUCAAAUGGAAUGAUUACCAAAAUCAUUUGUCAGAUGUAGUUCGUCAACUUUUGGAAGAUGAUUGUAUGGUAGAUGUUACACUUUCUGCAGCAGGAGAACGUAUUCAUGCGCACCGUAUUGUUCUAUCUGCUUGCAGUACAUUAUUUCAAGAAGUUUUGAGUCAAGUAAACGAAGACCAUCCUACGAUAAUAUUAAGCGAUAUAUCUGCUCAGGAUAUAAAAUCAAUUAUUGAAUUUACCUAUCAUGGAGAAGUACGUAUUCCAGUAGAGAAUAUUAAUAGUUUGUUGGAUGCAGCACGAUUUUUAAGAAUAUGUGGUCUUAAUGAGAUUGAUGAUCUUGAUGAAAAUGAUACUGUUAUUGAUAGCAAAGAUGUGACUGAAGAUAAUAUUGAUCAUAUACCAGAAAUAAAUGAAACAGAUGAAAUUGAGAUAAAUACAUUAAAUAAUAAAUGUGAAUUAGGAAAUUUAAAAACUGAGAAUAAGACAACAGAAAACUCUCUCUUAAAUAAAAGAAGAAAAAGAAAAAGAGAUGUGAUGAAAAGAGAAUACAGCGACGAUAUGUUAGCAUCGGCUAUUAAUGAUUUAAGGCUUGGUCAAACUUUAAUAGAAGCAGCUACCAAACAUAACAUACCUCGUUCUACAUUAUACAUGCGUGCUAAAGGAUUGGGUAUACAUUUAAAUGCAUCUAGGAAUGAAUAUCCUGCCGAAUGUAUGCAAGCGGCAAUAGAUACUGUAAUCGCUGGUACUAGUCUACAACAAGCAUCAGAAAUAUUCAGUAUUCCUAAAACUGUAUUAUGGAGACGCAUACAAAAACAAGGUUAUCAAAUUUUACGUUCUGAAAUGAAAAGAUCUUAUGGAUCAGAUAAACGUGAAGCAGCUGUUAAGGCUUUAGAAAGAGGAGAAAAUUUAACUAAAGUUGCUCUUGAAUUUCAGAUACCUAAGACAACAUUAUUUAGAGAUAAAGCGAGAUUAGUAGACGAAGGAAAAUUGCCACUUUCAUUUUGGAAAAAACGUAAGACAGAAAAUGAGGAAUUAAAAAAGUCGAGAUUAGAAGAAGCGGUAGCUGCUUGUAAAGGAGGAAAAAUGUCUCAAGCGGCAGCAUCCAUGGCUUAUGAUAUACCAAAGACUACGAUAUGGAGACGUUUGCAACAAGAUAGUAAAAAGUCGGAAAGAUUAACAAAUAAAAAAAAAUCACAGAGGAGUAUUGAGACAACAUCGAGCAUAGUUGAUAAACCAAAGCAAGAAGCAUCCGAUUAUACGUAUUGCGAGGUCGCGUCAGAAAUUCCGAUAACAUAUAUAGAUGAAAAUAGUUUACCAGAGGAUUCUGUUAUUAUUUUAACGACAGAGGAUAUGGAUGGUCUUAAUUUAGAAGAAGGAAGACAAAUAAUUGUAAAUUCUGUAUCAAGUCAUGAAUAUGUUCCAUGUAAUCUAAAUAUAGAAGAAAAUUCUAAUUACACACAACCAGAAAAAGUUGUCAAAGAUGUCCAAAUGGGAAAAUUCAUUACGAGCAUUGGCUUAAACUGGGUGUAUUAUGAAGGUUAUUUUCCAUUACCUGCAGUCUACUGUCUUGCUUGGAUUAGCCUGGACGUACUUUUUUGUACGGCAAGUAUAAUGCAUCUGUGCACCAUAAGUGUCGACCGUUAUCUCAGCCUACGUUAUCCCAUGAAAUUUGGUCGGAAUAAAACGAGAAGAAGAGUAAUCUUGAAAAUAAUCUUUGUCUGGUUACUCAGCAUCGCCAUGAGUUUACCUCUCAGUUUAAUGUAUUCUAAGGAUCACAAUUCCGUAUUGGUCGACGGUGCCUGUCAAAUCCCAGAUCCUUUGUAUAAGCUGAUUGGUAGCAUAAUCUGCUUCUACAUACCACUGGGUGUAAUGCUACUCACAUAUGCAUUGACGGUGAGACUAUUGGCUAAACAGAGACAGAAUAUUGGUGGAGGUACAGGUUGGUCAUCAGGAUGGUUGGGUGGUCCACAAGGUGCAUCCACGGGAGGUCUGGAGAGGCGUGGAACGUGGAAGAGAUUUCUACUGAAUAAAAAUUCAGCCGGAAGUGGUGGUACUCCUCAGCAUACUUCUGGUACAUCUACCGACACAGAACUCACAACCCUCGACACUCACGAAUUAUGGCUUCCUGAAAGCGACCCGCCACCAUCGGCGAUGUCAGCACUUCACGCUUUCGGUGCUGAAAUGUUAAAAUUAUCUAGAGGAUUGGAAGGUAUAGCCAGUCCUUUAACUCAAACUCCAAUUAGGAUGGGCAGAUCAUCAAUUUCGGGUGCUCAUUAUUCUUCAGGUGGUAUUCAACAACUACAGCAACAGCAACAACAGCAACAAAAACAACGACAGCAACAACAACACCAUAAACAUAAUCAUCAUCAUCAUCAUCAUCACCAUCAUCAUCAUCAUCAUCAUCAUCAUUAUCAUCAUCAUCAGCUUAAUCAGCAACAACAUCGGUCCAGCUUUCGAAACGGCAGUGGGGAUAGCGGAGGAAGUAGUGGAUCGGGUUCAAGGACGAGUUUAUCAAUGGGUCAGGAUGAUUUAAGUUCACCGAUUCCUUGGAAACAUAGGCGUAGAGCAUCAACUUAUAAUGAGGCACACCUUCAACGAGCUGAUUCGAUCUCACCUAAGAUGCCUCGGAAAAGAUCAUUCAGUUUUAACGAGCAAACGACGUUUAGACGAUCCUCCUCGUCAAGGAAAAGCUCGGCGAACGACGAUAACCCCAAAUCGAGGAAAUCUUCAGACAAAUCGGAUAAUGAAAUAACGACAAUACUUUUGCCACCACUUUGCACUUGUCCAUAUUUCGGUGAAUCUUCUAAAAAACAAACCCCACAACCUACCGAAGUUGUAAUCGUAUCGAACGACACCAUGAAACCUAUUUCUGAAAGAACACUCGAGGUGAAUCUUCUUGGUAGAAAGAAUAGUGCGAGAAUCAACGAAAUAAUACCAAUUAAUUCGGUUGUUACUUGGAGGGGUGGAAGACGUGGUUCUAGUUUAGCACAAGGACUCAAUUGGCGUGUUCCAGAUCAACUCCAUUAAAACGAGCUGCAACAAUGCGCGCGCGCAACGGCACAACAACAACAACAACAACAACAACAACAACAAC
Polistes dominula (European paper wasp) is the source of this 3386-nucleotide messenger RNA. RefSeq lists its product as uncharacterized. Lineage: Eukaryota; Metazoa; Arthropoda; Insecta; Hymenoptera; Vespidae. Gene Ontology annotation, cellular component: nucleus. Gene Ontology annotation, molecular function: DNA binding; protein binding. The record is from RefSeq and is a predicted model, not a curated record. Gene Ontology annotation, biological process: regulation of transcription by RNA polymerase II.